Molecule: messenger RNA, 532 nt
Organism: Leguminivora glycinivorella
Lineage: Eukaryota; Metazoa; Arthropoda; Insecta; Lepidoptera; Tortricidae
Product: endocuticle structural glycoprotein ABD-5-like
Exons: 3
Coding region: 98-469 (123 amino acids)
Cellular component (GO): chitin-based extracellular matrix
Molecular function (GO): structural constituent of chitin-based larval cuticle
Source: RefSeq, a predicted model, not a curated record
AAUAACUGUGUUGUAAUAAAUACAUCCACUAUAUAAGAUGGUUUGAUCCACCUAACAAGCACAGUUGAGAUUGGCGCGUCUUACUAUCAGAUCUAAAAUGAAACUGUUCGUUGUCUUCGCUCUGGUGGCUGUGGCGAGCGCCGCGGCGCAGCAAAGGGCUCCGCGUCAAAACUUUGUUCCAUCUGUUGUCAACCUCUUGAGAUUCAAUUCAGAUAACGACGGACUCGGAAAUUAUGCUUUCUCAUAUGAGCAAGACAACGGACAGAAACAGGAAGAGCAGGGUACCCUGAAGAACGCUGGAACCGACAACGAGGCGCUCGCCGUCAAGGGCUCGUACGAGUGGGUGGGCCCCGACGGCGUGACCUACAACGUCAACUACGUGGCUGACGAGAACGGUUACCAACCCACCAUCGAACAGGGACCCGGCGGUGCCGUGCCCCCCGGCGUUGUCGCUUCCCUGCUGGGUUAAGCCGUUAGUUAAAAAUAAAUAAAACUAGUCCAAUUUACAAUAAAAUAUCUUCUAUUUAAUGCA